Messenger RNA from Ostreobium quekettii, 2094 nucleotides. Lineage: Eukaryota; Viridiplantae; Chlorophyta; Ulvophyceae; Bryopsidales; Ostreobiaceae. The record is from the annotation of a GenBank genome assembly.
AGCCAUUCCCCACACAGGACAACGGGGUCCCUCAGCCGCCGACCCUUGGCAUCGUCGCGCCUCUGCCCGGCCACCCUUGGGCGCGCAACCAUGCCGCUCGGAAAGCGCACGGAUCUCGGGACAGCAAGGUUUGCUGGACUGGAGGUGCCCUUCGCGUGCGACAUCGUGGAGGCUCUCAACGACGCCUCACAGGGUGGCUUCGACUUUGUCGUUGUGCCGCUGGUGCACCCGAGAUACCGGCGUCCCAAGAGAGUGGAUCACAGCGGGGCGAGGGCUGCUUUCACGCGAUCAGAUCUUCUUCUUACGUCGGGCCAGUGGGCGGGACAGGUUGUGGGAGCUACCAGCCCCUGGAUCAACGCCGACUCCCAAAAUGCCAUCUUGCGAGAGGACAGCUCUGCGGCCCUCCGUCAAGAGCUUGAUUGGGCAUAUCAUUUGGGCCUACAAGCUGUCAUGGUGCAGCCGAGCUUCCAUCAGCAGUCGGUGGCAAACACUGCCCGAGUGAUUGAACAGGCGCUGGAGUCAGCAUUGGCAAGCAUGACUAUGUGGGUAAGGGUGCCUCUGGCCAUUGGGGAUUCUCAGAAUCCUUCAGCGCACAUGAAUGGUAUGGCCGAAGCUGGCAAUGGGGAAGGUGCAAGUUCAAGAGAUCCAUGGGACUUGUGGAAUUCAUUGCGGCGGCUUUGCAACCAUCACAGCAUGCUCAGUGUGGCACUGGAGUUGACUGAGUCCCUCCCAGAUCGGCAAGCCAUUCAACGGUAUUUGGGAGAGCCUGUGAAGGCCCUCAUUAUACCCACACGGAUAUUCAUGACCAACAAACUGGGCUACCCUAUCUUGUCCAAGCGACAUCAGGAGGUUGUGAAGAUGUUUCUGGAUCAGAAUGUGCAGCUGGUACUAUCAGGUCCCAAGCUCCACACCACGCCACAAUCUGAAACAUUGGGUGAUGGUGCUGCUGGAAUCGCAGUGCAAUGCCCUCCAAGUGCAUCAGAUGCAAGAGAAAGCUAUCAUCACCCCCUAAAAAUCUACUGGGAUUAUUUGUCAUAUCUGUUCCGGCGAAUGGAGACAUUGACUGAGCAGGAACUGCUGGAGCUUGGGUAUAGAGACCACUUGCAGGUUCCAUUGGAGCCUUUGCGCCACAACCUGGAAUCGCAAACUUACGAAGUUUUUGAAAGGGACGCUGUCAAAUACGACACAUAUGAGGAGGCAGUGUACCAGGCUCUCAAAGAAUGGCCAACUAAACUUGGGGAGGAGGCCAAAGCAAUUGUACUCAUGGUUGUGGGUGCUGGUCGUGGGCCUUUGGUAGCAGCAUCGCUGAAAGCAUCUUCCAGAGCAGCCAGAAGACUCAAAGUUUAUGCUAUAGAAAAGAACCCGAAUGCGGUUGUGACAUUGCUUAACAGGAGAGAGGAUGAUGGGUGGGGAAAUAGGGUUGAGGUUGUUGCUGCUGAUAUGAGAAGUUGGGAGGCCCCAGAGCAGGCAGACAUAUUGGUGAGCGAGCUGCUUGGCUCAUUUGGGGAUAAUGAGCUGUCACCUGAGUGCCUUGAUGGAGCACAACGAUUCCUGCAGCCUCAUGGCAUCAGCAUUCCGUCUUCCUACACAAGCUACAUGGCUCCCGUUGCUGCCUUCAGGGCAUACAACAGCACCCGGGCCUACAGCGAUGUCAAACACCUUGAGACAGCCUAUGUGGUGAAGAUGCACAACCAGUCUAUCCUGGCACCUCCACAACCAGUGUUUACAUUCGAACACCCCAAUCGGUCCAGCAACAUUGACAACUCAAGGUACAUCAGCAUCACAUUCGAAAGGCCUGAAGGGUCGCCGGGGGCUUUGAUGCAUGGUUUCGCUGGCUACUUUGAGACGGUGUUGUACAAGGAUGUUGUCCUCUCCACGCACCCUGAAAGGCACACUCCUAACAUGGCCAGCUGGUUCCCAAUUCUCUUUCCCAUGAGAGAGCCUAUCGAUGUUCCUGCUGGCAAGGCAAGCAUAGAAGUGCACAUUUGGAGGUGCAUGGCGGAGCACAAGGUCUGGUAUGAGUGGGCUCUCACAAAGCCCACCGUCACACCAAUUCAUAACCCGAAUGGACGGUCUCAUUGGGUCGGCUUGUGA